Messenger RNA from Suillus bovinus, 1461 nucleotides. RefSeq lists its product as uncharacterized. The record is from RefSeq and is a predicted model, not a curated record. NCBI's taxonomy places the organism in Eukaryota, Fungi, Basidiomycota, Agaricomycetes, Boletales, Suillaceae. Bases 1 to 1461 code for a protein of 486 amino acids. The transcript is spliced from 2 exons.
AUGUUCCAUACAUUUAAUCGGUUUGAAGGUGUCCAGGGUGGUCAUUCUGUGGAUAUCAAGUGCGAGACUAUAGAAGAGACGUCCCUGAACCGACGUUCCCCCUCAAACUCUACCUGCACUUUCUUAGAUACUCAACAUCGCACCGUUUCGUCCUCGCCUGUUACCCUUCGGCGUUAUUCCUCUCCUGGUGCUCGUUCAAGACGGACGCACCUCCAAUCAUCAAGCCUUCGACAGGCUCACUCAAAAAGGGAUUCCCGUAAAAUUUCUGACCGCCGCGCGAAAAUGUCCCAUCCUUUUUCGUCGAGGGGGACGCCUAGUAGGAUGCUUUACUCUCAAUCGGACACCCCUGGACGGAGGUCUGUGGACAAUGGACAACGCGUCAUGCAGUCACCGUCUCACGCACUGCCAAGCACUUUUAUCCAAUCUCAUGGAAGCAUGGAUAUAGGCCCACAAGCGUCUGGUUCCAGCUUGGCUCCGACAUCAAGCCUGUCUGGUGCCGUUGGGGAUAUGAACAUUUCCCCGCACUCAUGGAAUGCUGUAACCAGAACUUACUCAAAUGCACCGACAUCUUGGGUGCCUAAUAUUCCACCAAACGUGCAAUCUCAUAUUCAUUCCACCAUCCCCUACAAUACCAAUCCUACCACGGAUCUUAAUACUGCACCACACCCUAACCAUCUAUCCGCCACACCGAGGUCUCCGCCAUUUGCCCACACCUACCCGAACCAAAUGACCUUCCAACAAGACCGUUCUUCUCAAAACUCUCCUGCCGUUAUACAGGGCCGCCCAGGAUCUCGGAUGUCAUUAGAUCAGUCUCGCCGCCCUUCACAGGAUGCCAUCGAAGAGGAGAACAAAUACCUUCGAAAGAGGGUGAAAGACCUUGAGCUAGACAACGAGAAAGGUCGUCAACGUAUCGGAGAGCUUGAAGCAGAAUUAGCAGACCGCAGCAUCGCAGGCCCUUCAAUUAGACACCCAGAGCCGUCCAUGAGUACAGCUACCCCUGGAGUGACUAGUACACUGCGUACUCCUACUCCUGCGGCCGUGCAGGCAUCCUGGAAAGCUCGGACGGAGGCUCGCAUACGGCUUUUCUGUUCUUUGAAUCGUGCUGGAAACGCGUUAUGCUCCUGGCACGACUCGCGUCGGGAACGUCGAAUAUACCCACCUCGUAUGGCCCCUCUUGGCUAUUUAAACUGCGGUUGCACAUAUGAAGAGGCACUUUUUGAAGAAAGUUUGUCUCGUCAUGGUGUUGGCAGCUACCACCCUGGAGAGGCCGUCCGUAUGGACCCUGCCCUUCGUAACCCUCUCCUCAAAUUAUUGCAGGAGCGAUAUGAAUACAGGGAUGGUGACUUCGAAAGAAAUCCGACAACAGGGGAUUGGGAAAGUGAUGAGGGAAGCGUCUUGUGGGAGCAGAAACUGCUCUCAGGUGCCUCUAACUCUAGGAAAAGAAGCGACGAUCGUCGGUAG